GUCGCCAUGGUGACAGUCGGACUCCAUACUAGAUGCUAAUAGUUGCUGCGCUUUAGCCAUGAGCAGCAAUGACAUUUGUCUUCUUCUUGGAGCUACUGGUGUCGGAAAAACGUUGUUGUUGAAACGGCUACAGAAUAUCCUUUGUACAAAGAAAGCUGGAUUGAAUUAGAACUUUAAAAAGUGAGCAAUUGUGGCGAAAUUAGUUUGGCUAGCAUGCUAACUGCGUCGGACGAGCACAUAUAGCUGUAAUAACUGUUAGCGAUUGAGUUGCACUUCAUUUUAAUAGCCCCGUCAGUGGAGUUAUUCUUGUUCUGUUUUCUACUCGUAUCUCCUCCAGCUGUUACUCUCACAGUUAUUUUACUUAACAGAUUAUGUUUAAACUCAAAUUUGUAUGGAUUAGGUGAACUGGGGACUCCUCCCUCCACUCUGCCUACAGUAAGCAAUGAAGAUGUGGUUCAACUUUAGGCUCAGUCCUACCGAGAGAGUCGAUCUCUAUAAUGCUUCUGGUUUCUUUUAAACUCCACAGGUCGGGACCAACCUGAUCGACUUGACUCUGAAGAAAAAGAAGGUGACAUUAAGAGAGCUCGGGGGCUGCAUGGGUCCUAUAUGGCCACGCUACUACAAAGACUGCUCCUCUGUGAUUGUAUGUUAUUUCUAUACACAUGUAAUUGCAAUAGCUGAAAGGGUAUAAAAAACUUUUAAUUGUCCUGUUAAAUAUAUUUUAUCUUCCACAGUUUAUGGUGGACUCAUCCAACAUUACUCAGAUAUCUUCCUCCUGCAUACAGCUGCUUUCAGUGCUCUCUGCUGACCCUCUGUGCAGAGCUCCUGUGCUUAUUCUCUUCAAUAAAAGGUGACUCUGAGCAUAUACAAAUCCCAUUUUAAUUUUGUUCUCCUACAUUUUGUCUUCAUAUGCAAUUUUAACAUUUCACAGAUCUGUUAUAAAUCUGUCUCUUGUAAGAUGCCGCUCUAAAUGUCCUGUUUCUUUCUUUUCUUGUCCUUUCCUUUGCAGGGACAUGCCUUGCACUAUGAGCCUAACAGAAUUAAAGUCCCUCUUCAGAAUGGAUGACAUCAUUGCAUCUGCUUCUCAGCCAAUCACAACACUAGAACUCAGUGUUUGCACCGGGCAGGGACUCCAGGAGGUGCUGACUUGGUUGGAGAACAUUGCGGUGAAGUGAACAAUCUCGUGUUUGAAUCUUAUUAAGUUGUGCUACCCUCACAGGACACUAGAUGACAACCUCAAGUUCUUCAAGAGCUGUCUGUAUCCACACAGUCUUCUCUGAGACUGAAUGUUGUGUUGCAUUCACUGAAAAAAGGCAAAUCAUGUAAAAUGACGCACAGUAAAUGCCAAAUCUUUGGUACCCUGUUCAGAACAAGUGGUGACUGUUGCCAAGGGUGACUUGAGGAGGAGAUACAAGUAUCUACUGAGAGACCAGCUGGUGGAACAAUUGAUUGGCCACUGUGUGAUGUGUUAAUUCAGCUUGAGUUUGUGAUCAACAUUCUGUUAUUCUGACCAUUUUUACACAAUUAACUCCUGACACAAACAGUGACCUGGAUUUGUGGUUGUAAUGUGAUCAUAAUGUGAAUUUGUGUCUCUUUUUUAUAUUGAAUGAAAACUUUGAUACUUUAAGUUAUGUCUCAAUGUAUUGUAUAAUAAAUCACGCACUUACUUUAGUUUUAAUAACAA
Xyrichtys novacula (pearly razorfish) is the source of this 1684-nucleotide messenger RNA. Lineage: Eukaryota; Metazoa; Chordata; Actinopteri; Labriformes; Labridae. The record is from the annotation of a GenBank genome assembly.